GGUGAGUUCGUUCCUUUAUCUCGAUUAUAUACCUAUAUUCAUUUGUUUCUUGCGUAAUUUUAGUACUUUUAUCGUAUUUUGUUCGUUCUUUAUCUUUCGACUCACAUUUCGAGAGUGGUAUCUGAGUCGUUUCACAGCGUAACCAUGCUUACUUUGCCUGUUCCAAUUUUCAUGGAACACAGUCCUGAAUUUUGGUUUAAGAUAUUCGAGAUCGAACUAGAAAAUAAGGGCAUAACGGCGGACCGUCCAAGGUACAAUCAGCUCGUCCCACGCCUUCCUCCGUCGGUAGUGACGCUGAUUGAGGACAUUCUACUCUGCCCAUCGAAUGAGGCAAAGUAUGAAGCGAUGAAGCAAGCGAUUUUGAAAGAGUUACGACCCAGCGCACGAACACGAUUUGAGCAGCUCAAUGGUCUCAAGCUUGGAGAUCGCAAGCCGUCGGCAUUGCUCCGCGAACUUCAGCGCAUCGCUGGUCCCUUAUUCUUGAGCGAAGAAGGGAUAAAGGAGCUGUGGUUUGCACGUCUCCCAGAGCCAUUGCCGGUAAUGCUGUCCAUGUUUAUAGAUGCACCCUUGAAAGACUUAGCUACCAAGGCAGACGCUGCGUACGAACGUUUUCCGCAGCAGACGACCAUUAACUCCGGUGACGUAUUCUCACCGAUGAAAGCCGAAUCCCAUGUUUGUUCCCAGUCGCUAGACCGAUCUGACUCUAAAGACGAGGAAAUUGCGCUACUUCGUAGCAGGAUAGCAGCAAUGAAGGCUUCAAAGCAGCGUGUGCCACGGUCAAAUGCUGACCACGUUUUGGCUACCGUUCAUUGCGGCUCGUCUGUACCUGCACCGAGUACGUCCUGUUCGGCACGAAAGUGCAACAUUUUCACUACAAGUUCUCAUUCAGAUAAUGUCAAGCCCGUCGAAGAAGUAUGUUGGUAUCACCGCCAAUACGGUGAAAGAGCUACAUGUUGUCGGGCUCCCUGCAUUAGGCACGACCCAGGGAAAACGAAUAGCCCGCAUACUAGCAUUACAAACGUAUCAUUCAAUAACCAAGCAAACCGACUGUUUUACGUUAAGGAUCGACGUUCUUCCAUCACGUUCCUCAUCGACACGGGAGCGGAAGUCAGCGUCAUUCCAGCGACCGCUAGCGACAAGCACUCGGAGCCUAGGUACAAUUUGCGUGCGGCCAACGGUUCUCCCAUAGCUUCAUUCGGUCAACGUAUGAUGAACCUAGACCUCAAUCUUCGCCGAGAUUUUCAGUGGGUCUUCAUGGUUGCGUCUGUACCCUUCGCAAUUAUCGGUAUCGACUUCCUCCGACAUUUUGGGUUGCUUGUUGAUGCUGGUCGCCACAGACUUUUAGACGACCGUACGAAACUAGGUGUUGAUGGUGUCCUUUCAGAUGCCCCGAUAAUCAGCCCUGUAUUUCGGAUCGCAGGCGCACCGUCCGACUACUUGAGCCUCCUCUCCGAAUACCCGCGACUGGUUCGACCGGCUGCAGAGCUUCCACCAGUCACGACAGAGGUCGCUCACCACAUAGUUACGCGCGGUCAACCAGUUAGCGCACGACCAAGACGGCUUGCUCCUGACAAACUACGGGCAGCACGAGCCGAAUUUGACCACAUGCUUCAACUUGGUAUCGUCAGACCGUCCAACAGCCCAUGGGCGUCGCCUCUGCACAUGGUCCCGAAGAAGGUUGUGGGGGACUGGCGUCCUUGCGGCGACUAUCGAUCCUUGAAUACGGUAACCACGCCUGAUCGCUAUCCGAUCCCACACAUAGUGGAUCUCACCGCCAUUCUGGCGGGUAAAAAUAUCUUCAGCAAAAUCGACUUGGUACGCGCAUACAACCAAAUUCCGGUAGCCGAAGCGGACAUCGCUAAAACUGCCGUGACGACUCCAUUUGGUUUGUUCGAGUUUCUGCGCAUGCCAUUUGGCCUAAAGAACGCCGCGCAAACUUUUCAGCGUUUCAUCGACCAAGUUUGUCGCGGUUUAGACUUCGCUUACGCGUAUCUUGACGACAUUUUAAUCGCCAGCUCUUCACGAGAAGAGCACAUACGCCACGUACGAACACUUUUUGAUCGUUUAUCUCAACAAGGGGUGACGAUCAACGCAGAAAAGUGUUCGUUUGGUGUCGAUGCAGUCAAUUUCCUGGGACAUCGUAUCUCUUCUGCAGGCGUCGUGCCACUGCAGGAUAAAAUUCAAGCCAUUAUCGACUACCCUGAGCCCCAUUCUUUCAAACAGCUCAGGCGUUUUGAUGGCCUUGUUAAAUUUUAUCGUCGAUUUAUACCCAACUGCGCCUCGCUGAUGCAACCCCUCACGGACCUUCUCCUAGGGAAACUCAAGAAAUUCGAAUUUCCUGCCUCAGCACGCGCUGCUUUUAAGUCGCUGAAAUAGGCUAUCGCCAACAUAACUUCUAUAGCGCAUCGCGAUCCGGCCGCCUCACUAUCCCUCAGUACUGACGCCUCGGACGUGGCAGUCGGCGCUGUUCUGCAGCAACGAGCUGCCGACACGUAAAUGAAUAAAUAAAUUGUGUAUUCUCGACUAAGUGAGGCACGCCUGCGCAGGCAUGAUCAUGUUAAGAGUACAAAAUGGGAUCAGUUAAUGUACAAUGGAACAAUGGGAUUGUUGCAUAUGUUUAUAUAUGAAUGUAUGUAAGUUUGCAUGUAGGCGUGUUUAGCUUUGUUUAUGGGAUUGGUAAAUGUUUCCUGUCAUUUUGCUUGAAUGUGUUUGAAGGUGUCGCCAGUGCUUGCUAUCUGUUGACUUGAAGAGAUUGUUCGGAUAAGCAGUGGGUGACUUUAGUUAGUGGCGAGUCACAACCGCCACGUCACAGUGUUGUUAAACGGACAUAUGUGGCUUUUUAUAGGGAGAACGCUUGCCAGGCGAAAACCCACCACGUCCUGGAACACUGCCGCCGAACUAUUUGCUGAAAGGGGGUAAACCCGAAUCACCCAGCUGGCACCACGAGGAGGUUGUUCGGCUAGCCAGCCC
Messenger RNA from Dicrocoelium dendriticum, 2970 nucleotides. Lineage: Eukaryota; Metazoa; Platyhelminthes; Trematoda; Plagiorchiida; Dicrocoeliidae. The record is from the annotation of a GenBank genome assembly.